Messenger RNA from Erigeron canadensis, 1145 nucleotides. Its product is annotated as mitochondrial fission 1 protein A-like. Gene Ontology annotation, molecular function: protein binding. Gene Ontology annotation, biological process: autophagy of mitochondrion; mitochondrial fission; peroxisome fission. The transcript has 5 exons. The record is from RefSeq and is a predicted model, not a curated record. NCBI's taxonomy places the organism in Eukaryota, Viridiplantae, Streptophyta, Magnoliopsida, Asterales, Asteraceae. The coding region runs from base 299 to 691 and encodes 130 amino acids. Gene Ontology annotation, cellular component: peroxisomal membrane; mitochondrial outer membrane.
GGUAUGAUGUGCCACAAGUGGCUGAAAAAAAUAUGGUAAGAACACCCGUUUCUAUAACAAGAGGCGUAAUAUAUCUUAAACACGAUAGAUUUAUAUUGGGAGAAAGAUUGGAUAGAUAUCAACUUUAACGAGAAUCCUGAGUCAUAAAUGCGUUUUUUUCCUGGGUCAUAAAUAGGUUUAUCCCGCACAAGUCAAUUACAUUAUAAUGUCAAGGGACGGCAGGGCAAACUGCAGUUUGGGGUUUUCGAAAAUUUUCAAAUUGUAAGCACUAUCCUUAAUAAUCGAUCCCUAUCCUCCAAUGCUAUUCGAGGCGAUUCGCAGUUUCUUCACUCCAGGCUAUUCUUUUUCUUUGUGCAACUCUACUCUUAUCCACUUUUGUCGGCGUGACUAUGCUUUAGUUGAAAAUAGGUUAGAUAGCUCUUAUGAUGACAUAAGAAACGAGUGCCUUUUACGCUUGUCAUGGGCUCUGGCUCACUCUAGACGACCUGAAGAUGUGCAACAUGGGAUAAGAAUGCUUGAAGGUGAAAAAGGUUCAUCAGAUAACACUGAUGACACUUUGCAAAUGAAACUUAAGGCGUAUAUACUUGCGGUUGGGUAUUAUAGAAGUGUUAUAGAAGUGGGGACUACUCGAAGAGCUUGGACCAUGUUAACAGCUGUUUGGAGAUUGCAUACGACUGGGAAAAGGCGAUAAGUCUCAAAAAAGCAAUUGAAGUCUGUAUCAAAAAAGGGACAGAUGGAAUGACCGGUAUGCAUAUUGAUACCACUGCUGUUGGUGUUAUUGUUGGUGUUGGUGUUCUUGUAGCUGGUGGACUAGCAGCUAUCCGAUAUCACAAUAAUUGAGAGCAUACAUCAUGUGAUACAAUGUCAUUCUCAUAAUGUGCAUAACAUUAGUAAUAUAUCCAGCGUUUCGGAAACAAAAAUAUGAAUCUAUUAACUUGUCCUUUGUGCUCUUGUGUUUUCCCCUCAACGUUGUUUAAUCUGAUCUUUUGAGUUCGUUACUUUGAUUAUGUUUGAACGUGAAUGUUAUUUACUUUUGAAAGCCUUGUCACUGGAAAAAGGAAUACUCUUAUGUAAAAUUUGUUGUACAUAUAUACUGUAUAUUUUAACCAUAUAACAGAAAUAUCAAUAGUCUAUAACUUGUGUUA